GACUCGCACUGCACCCCCUGUGCAUAAGAGUAAAUUCUGCGAGAUUAAGCAACAGGAGUCAAGCUGACAUUGCAUCAUUUGCAUACUUGAAAAAUAGCCAUGAAGUUCCAUAAAUCCAUUGCUGUUCUUGCUUUCCUUUUCUUCGUACUAUGUAUUGUUCCUCCAAUUAUUACUGACCUCAACUCUGAUAGACAAGCUCUCCUUCAAUUUGUUGCCGCUGUCCCACAUGCCCGAAAACUUAACUGGAAUGCUACUACCUCAGUUUGCUCUUCUUGGUUUGGGAUCACUUGUAAUGUGAAUGGAACUCAAGUUGUUGGCAUUCAUCUUCCUGGAGUUGGACUCACUGGCCCCCUCCCAGCCAACAGUUUGGAAAAGCUUAAUGGUCUCCAGGUCCUUAGUCUCCGGUCCAACUAUCUCAGUGGAAAUCUUCCUUCUGGUAUCACCUCCAUUCCCUCCCUCCAAUACCUUUACCUCCAGCAUAACAGCUUUUCAGGUGCCUUUCCUGAAACUAUAUCUCCCCAGCUCAUGGUAUUGGAUCUUUCCUUUAACUCCUUCACUGAAAAAAUCCCACAAAUAAUCAAGAAUCUAACACGACUUAAUGUGCUCAACCUUCAAAAGAAUUCCAUCUCUGGAGCUAUUCCCCCACUCAAACUCCCCAGGCUCAAGACUUUGAAUUUGAGCUAUAACAACUUAAUUGGCUCAAUUCCUAGCUCCCUUCAAAAGUUCCCUGAUUCAUCAUUUGUUGGCAACUCUCUACUAUGUGGGUUACCUCUAAAGAGUUGCUCCUCAAUUUCCUCUUCUCCUGCUCCUUCUCCAGUUUACUUUCCUACCCCCACAACUAUUACCCCACAUCAACAUGCUUUGAGCAGCAAGAAACUUAGUUCAGGAUCUAUCAUUGCAAUAGUUAUUGGGGGCUGUGCUGUGCUGUUUCUCCUGCUAGCAAUGUUCUUUGUGUGCUGCUUGAAGAAGAGAGAUAGCGAAGAUGGUGGUGUGCUGAAAGGAAAGGUCUCUAGCAGUAGGAAUGGUGAGAAGCCUAAGGAAUUUGGAAGUGGAGUGCAAGAAGCAGAGAAGAACAAAUUGUGUUUCUUUGAAGGUUGUCCUUAUAAUUUUGAUCUCGAGGACUUGUUGAGGGCUUCAGCUGAAGUUCUUGGUAAGGGAAGUUAUGGAUCAACUUAUAAGGCUAUUUUGGAGGAUGGGACAGCAGUGGUAGUUAAAAGGUUGAAGGAAGUGGGAGCCAGUAAGAAGGAGUUUGAGCAGCAAAUGGAACUUAUAGGCAGGAUUGGACAGCAUUCAAAUGUGGUUCCAGUCCGAGCUUAUUAUUAUUCAAAGGAUGAGAAGCUUUUAGUCUUCAACUACAUGCCCUCUGGCAGCCUGUUCUUGCUCUUGCAUGGAAGUAGGAUAGAAGGAGGAAGUCCAUUGGAUUGGAAUUCAAGAGUGAAAAUUGCACUUGGGACUGCCAGGGGUCUUGCCCACAUCCAUAAUUAUUCUGAGAAUAAUGGUAGUGUUAAAUUCAUCCAUGGGAACAUCAAGUCCUCCAAUGUCCUCCUCACCCAAGACCUUGAUGGCUGUAUCUCUGAUGUUGGUUUGGCUCCUCUAAUGAACUAUUCCCCUGCAACAAAGCCCCGAAAAAUAGGGUACCGUGCUCCAGAAGUAAUCGAAACACGCAAAGUGUCUCAAAAAUCAGAUGUUUAUAGCUUUGGUGUGCUCCUGCUUGAAAUGUUGACAGGCAAAGCCCCACUUCAACACUCAGGACAUGAGGAUGUGGUUGAUCUCCCCAGGUGGGUUCGUUCUGUGGUGCGAGAAGAAUGGACAGCUGAAGUGUUUGAUGUUGAACUCGUGAGGUACCAAAAUGUUGAAGAGGAGAUGGUGCAGAUGCUUCAAAUUGGAUUGUCAUGUGUUGCAAAAGUGCCCGAGAUGCGUCCGAAAAUGGAUGAAGUUGUUAGAAUGAUGGAGGAAAUUCAACAGCCUGCGUUGAAGAACCGCACAUCGUCUGAAGCUGAAUCAAAUGUCCAAACUCCAUGAUCAAAUUAGAGAAAUCCCCAUUUGAAUUCUAAAAGCUUAGUUUGCCCAACAACAACUAAGUAAUGAACAUUUAUGUGUUAUCGUAAAAUUCAUUGAAUCACGGAAGUUAGUUUGGAAA
Messenger RNA from Mangifera indica (mango), 2140 nucleotides. RefSeq names its product probable inactive receptor kinase At5g58300. Gene Ontology annotation, biological process: protein phosphorylation. The record is from RefSeq and is a predicted model, not a curated record. The transcript has 3 exons. NCBI's taxonomy places the organism in Eukaryota, Viridiplantae, Streptophyta, Magnoliopsida, Sapindales, Anacardiaceae. Gene Ontology annotation, molecular function: protein binding; ATP binding; protein kinase activity. The coding region runs from base 100 to 2022 and encodes 640 amino acids.